UCCUCUGUUUUAACUUUUCUGAUGAAAUGCUUAGUGGGUUGUUUUAGUUUGAGUGAGGUGAGGUGAGGUGAGGGUGGGGGUGGUGGUCAGCUGCUAGUCUCCCGGUGAGUGAAAAAAUAUCCCAGCUCUAAAACCCCUAUUCCUUUUUCUCAUGUAUCAAUUUUGAAAACCCAUUACGUGAAAUCCUUGCAUUGCGGCUGAAGGCGUUCAGGUUAACAGCAACACUCUAGCUUCAAUUUCGUAAUGUUGAUUUCACGUUGGGUUCUUGUUGCAGUUUAAAGGGCAACUUCGGGUUAUGGUUCCGAGGCCUUUCUGCAGUUAUUUUGGGGAUUUCUAUCUGGGUUUUCAUUCGGUGCUUGUAAUUCUUUUGGUAGUGAAGAAGAAGUCUUUAACUUGGGAAUUAGUUGAUAAGGUUUCCGCCGUUUGUGAUUGUGUAAAAGCAACUACGGUUUGAAACUUUCCAUCAAUGGCUACAUGCACAUCCCCUUAUUUCACCCCUCCAGAUACUCGUAGGCCCACAGGAGUACUGACAGUCCUUGGGGCCAGAGUUUCCCCGUUGAAAAUGGUCGAAGAAAGGAACGGGUUUUCAAGUGUUAGUAAAAAAUGUGGUUCAAAUUUCCUUCAGCUCAAAUGUUCAGCAAACUCACACAGUUUUAAUCAAUUUCAAAGUAAGGACCCAUUUCUGAAUCUACACCCGGAGGUGUCGCUGCUUCGAGGUGGAACAAAUUCUACAAUGACCAACCCUAAACAGGAAAGCUCGAGCAGAGAUGUUACUGAGAGUUUGAGAGAAUCGUCAAGUUCAAAUAAUUAUAACGAAGCCAAGAUUAAGGUUAUUGGUGUUGGAGGUGGUGGCUCAAAUGCAGUCAAUCGUAUGAUAGAGAGUGCAAUGAAGGGGGUUGAGUUCUGGAUUGUUAACACUGAUAUUCAGGCCAUGAGGAUGUCACCCGUUUUCCCCGAGCAUCGCUUGCAGAUAGGUCUAGAGCUGACCCGAGGACUUGGUGCUGGUGGGAACCCAGAUAUUGGAAUGAAUGCUGCUAAAGAAAGCAAAGAAUCUAUAGAGGAGGCAGUUCGUGGAGCAGACAUGGUCUUUGUGACUGCAGGAAUGGGUGGGGGAACAGGCACUGGUGGAGCUCCUGUAAUUGCUGGAGUUGCAAAGUCUAUGGGUAUUUUGACUGUUGGUAUAGUCACCACUCCAUUUUCUUUUGAGGGACGAAGAAGAAUCGUUCAAGCCCAUGAAGGAAUUGCAGCUUUAAGAGAAAAUGUUGACACUCUAAUUGUCAUUCCAAAUGAUAAACUACUGAAUGCAGUUUCUGCGUCUACACCAGUAACAGAAGCAUUCAAUCUUGCUGACGAUAUUCUGCGGCAAGGAGUUCGUGGUAUCUCUGAUAUAAUCACGAUACCAGGAUUAGUAAAUGUAGAUUUUGCUGAUGUGCGAGCCAUUAUGGCUAAUGCAGGUUCUUCUUUAAUGGGAAUAGGAACUGCAACAGGUAAGACCAGGGCUAGAGAUGCUGCUUUAAAUGCCAUACAGUCUCCUUUGCUGGAUAUUGGUAUAGAGAGAGCUACUGGAAUUGUGUGGAAUAUAACUGGAGGCAGUGAUCUAACAUUGUUUGAGGUAAAUGCAGCAGCAGAAGUCAUAUAUGAUCUUGUGGACCCAAGUGCUAACCUAAUAUUUGGUGCUGUGGUAGAUCCGUCGAUAAGUGGUCAAGUCAGCAUAACUUUGAUUGCCACUGGUUUUAAACGUCAAGAGGAAAGUGAUGGGCGGGCCGUUCAGGCAAAUCAGCUGGCGCAAGGAGAUCCAAACCUCGGUUUCAAUAGACGGCCAUCAUCCUUCUCAGAAAGCGGUUCUGUGGAGAUUCCGGAAUUCUUGAGGAAGAAAGGACGCUCCCGUUUUCCUAGAGCCUAAUUCCCUCAUACAGGGUGCUGCCUUCAAGCAAUCCAAUCUCUUCUUUCUUUUUCAGAGUGCUGUUUCUCGUGUCUGUACAGGAUUUUGGUUUUCGUGCAAUGUGAAUCUUAGCUUUGAGAAAGAAAACCAGCAACCAGUGAACAAACCUUUCCUUAAAAAGAAAAAAUAACGAUGUAUGAGUUGGAGAGUGUUGAAGUUUGUUAGUAGCAGCAGUAAUACAAACUGGAGAUCUUGUAAAACGACUAAAUGAGGCUGUAGUUGCAUAUUUUUGCCUAUCCUUCAUGGUGAGCAAGUCAAUGAAUUUGAUUAGUUGGUGCUAUA
This is a messenger RNA of Sesamum indicum (sesame), 2224 nucleotides long. RefSeq names its product Tubulin/FtsZ family protein (gene FTSZ2-1). Gene Ontology annotation, cellular component: cytoplasm; chloroplast. Gene Ontology annotation, molecular function: GTPase activity; GTP binding. Gene Ontology annotation, biological process: chloroplast fission. The record is from RefSeq and is a predicted model, not a curated record. Lineage: Eukaryota; Viridiplantae; Streptophyta; Magnoliopsida; Lamiales; Pedaliaceae.